AUGGCCUCAGAAUUGAGAGAAUUGACGGUCUUAGCAGCCCAUGACGGCUACAAAAGUGGGAGAUUCACAGCUCGACAAGUGGUGGAGUACUACCUUGACCGGAUCCAAAGAUUGGACAAAGACCCCAACGGUCCAAACCUGAACAGUAUCCUCGCCGUCUCUACCACCGCCCUCGCGGAAGCAGAUGCCCUGGAUGCACAUCUCAAAAGCACGUCCUCGCUCAAGGGCGGUCUUCACGGUAUACCCGUGGUCAUCAAGGACCAAGCCGACACCAAAGGCCUUACCACGACGUACGGCUCCAUUGUUGCAAAAGACAAUGUCCCAAAGGAAGAUGCCGCUCUCGUGGCGAGGCUGAAAGCAGCUGGAGCCAUCGUUCUCGCAAAGACGACCAUGCCUGACUGGGCGACGUCCUGGCACUCAACAUCCUCUAUAUCCGGAGUGACCAAGAACCCAUACGAUCUGGUACGCGACCCAGGUGGUUCCAGCUCCGGCACUGGCACAGCCGUCGCAGCAGAUCUAGGUCUUCUAGGAGUCGGCGAGGACACUGGGGGCUCGAUCCGCUUACCAUCUUUCUUCUGUGGUCUCGUUGGCCUGCGAUGCACACCGGGUACAAUCAGCCGCUUCGGCUUGUCACCACUGCUCGUACCUCAAGACACUCCAGGCCCUAUGUGCCGCACCGUCACCGACGCCGCCCUGAUGCUCGACGUCCUCGCUGGUUUCGAUGAACGAGACCCGUACACCGCAACGGCAGUAAUCGCCGGCCCGCCGAAGGGAGGAAGUUAUGCAGCCAAUCUCUCCAUGGAAAGGAUCAAGUCAGCACGACUGGGUCUACUCGAGGGCACCCUUGGGCCAGACUCAGACCCAGCUUGCCACUCUGUAAACAAAGUCAUCAACAGCGCGCUGAAGACGCUCCAAGACAACGGCACGACGCUGGUCGACGUCCGCAUCCCAGACCUCGCACAAAUCCUCUCUCUCACAUUCACGUAUCCACAGCGUUCGAGAUCCGAUCUCGAUGCGUGGUUCGCUCGCCACACGUUCCUCAAGACCGACACAAAGGCCAUCUACGGCUCGAAACAAUAUCACCCGGCCCUCGACCUUUUCGAAGACAUCGCACUCGGGCCCGGUACGCCCGAACGUGAUCCUACAUUUACAUCUAGGCUACUUGCGCGCGAUCGGCUUCAGCAGGCCAUUAUCUCGCUCAUGGCUAAAUACGAACUCGAUGCUUUGGCCUUUCCAGACUGCCAGAUCCCCGCGCCAUUGCUAAAAGAUGCCCUCGCUCAACGCUGGCCCGCUGACACAUUCCCCACGAAUACGCUUGUCGCGUCACAAUCGCUCAUGCCUGCUAUUUCUGUGCCUGUUGGGCUAACGCAGGAUCAGACAGCUCCAGGCUUGCCUGUUGGCUUGGAAUUGCUAGGUCUGCCGUACCGAGAGCAGACGUUGCUUGAGCUUGCCUAUGGUGUCGAGCGGAUUGUUGCCGCCCGGCAGCCGCCUCCACUGUAA
Messenger RNA from Exophiala spinifera, 1500 nucleotides. RefSeq lists its product as uncharacterized. The record is from RefSeq and is a predicted model, not a curated record. The coding region runs from base 1 to 1500 and encodes 499 amino acids. The transcript has 2 exons. NCBI's taxonomy places the organism in Eukaryota, Fungi, Ascomycota, Eurotiomycetes, Chaetothyriales, Herpotrichiellaceae.